Molecule: messenger RNA, 3171 nt
Organism: Elaeis guineensis (African oil palm)
Lineage: Eukaryota; Viridiplantae; Streptophyta; Magnoliopsida; Arecales; Arecaceae
Source: RefSeq, a predicted model, not a curated record
CCUGCAACGAUUUGCAUAGGAGGUUGAAUCUUAUUGCUGAAGAACUUGCACUAACAGAUACUGAAAAAAAAAUUAGUCUAGAUCUUAUAUCACCAUCAACAUGUCUGGAGCUAAAAUUUUCUUAUGUGGGGCUGUGGUUGCUGUAUUAUCUUGUUUCUUUGUGCAAUUUGCUGGAGCACAGAUCACUGAUCCAUCAGAAGUUACUGCUUUGAAGGCUAUCAGGAAUAGUUUAAUUGAUCCUUUCAAUGAACUCAAGAAUUGGGACAGUGGAGAUCCAUGCACAUCAGAAUGGACAGGGAUUACUUGUUACAACUCUACACUAAGUGAUGGGUACCUGCAUGUACAAGAAUUGCAGCUUUUGAAAAGGAAUCUGUCUGGAAAUUUAUCUCCUGAGCUUGGUCAGUUAUCUUAUAUGAAAAUAUUGGAUUUUAUGUGGAAUAAGAUAAAUGGCAGUAUCCCGAAGGAGAUAGGCAAUAUUACUGCUCUGGAACUUCUGCUUGUGAAUGGUAAUCAGCUUUCUGGGCCUUUACCUGAAGAGUUAGGCUACCUUCCAAACUUAAAUAGAAUACAGAUAGACCAGAAUCACAUAUCAGGGCCUGUACCAAAAUCAUUUGCAAAUUUGAACAAAACAAAGCAUUUCCACAUGAACAACAACUCCAUCAGCGGGCAAAUUCCAAGUGAGCUGUCCAGAUUACCAGAACUUCUUCACCUUCUUCUGGACAACAACAACUUAACUGGCUCUCUUCCUCCAGAAUUGUCGAGGUUUCCGAAACUUCUCAUCCUUCAAUUAGAUAAUAAUAACUUUUCUGGGAGUUCAAUUCCAGCUUCUUAUGGCAACAUGGCUCAACUUUUAAAGUUGAGUCUUCGGAACUGCAGUUUACAAGGAGCUGUUCCUGAUCUAAGUCGAAUACAGCAACUUGGCUACUUAGAUCUUAGCCAGAACCGGUUGACGGGAUCUAUACCAUCUAGUAGACUUUCUGACAAUAUUACUACCAUAGACCUGUCAAACAACCUUCUUAGUGGAUCCAUUCCUUCGAGCUUUUCCGACCUCCCUCAUCUCCAGAGAUUGUCCCUUGAAAACAACAAACUAAAUGGUUCUGUUCCAUCCACUAUUUGGGAGAAUGUAACUUUAACUGGAAAUGAAAGUCUCAUAUUGGAUUUCCAGAAUAAUAGUCUUGCAAAUAUAACAAGUGCCCUUAACCCUCCAGCAAAUGUCACCCUCUUGCUAUAUGGGAAUCCUGUAUGUGCAAAUGCAAACCAACUCAACAUAGUCGAGUUCUGUCAGCCUCAGAUUGUACAAGCUCCUGGAGGCUCAACAAACUCCAAAAUAAGCUGUCCUCCAUGCCCUACAGAUUUAGAUUAUGAAAAUAAUCCAUUAUAUCCUAUACCAUGUUUUUGUUCUGUCCCACUUGCGCUUGGAUAUCGGCUAAAAAGCCCAGGGUUCUCAGAUUUCCGGCCAUACGAACAUAGUUUUGAGGAAUACUUAACAAGUGGUCUUCUGUUGUAUCUUUAUCAGUUGGAAAUUGUUUCAUUUUUGUGGGAAGAAGGUCCAAGGCUACGUAUGUACCUGAAGUUAUUUCCCAAUGCAACUUUAUUUAAUGCAAGUGAGGUCAGACGAAUACAAGACAUGUUUACAGGAUGGCUGAUUCCAGAUUCAGAUAUUUUUGGACCAUAUGAACUACUUAAUUUCACUCUUGGAUCUUAUGGACCUGUGAUAUCAAAUGCUUCAAGAUCCGGGUUAGGCACGGGUGCCAUGGUUGGCAUUGUGUUAGGAGCAGUUGCUGGUGCAGCUACUCUAUCAGCAGUUAUAACAAUGCUUAUAUUGAGGAGGCACUCUAAAUAUCGUCUGGUUCCCAAAAAGCGAACAUUGUCAAGAAUUCCAGUUAAGAUUGAUGGUGUGAAGGACUUUACUUUUGAAGAAAUGGCACUGGCAACAAACAAUUUCAGCAGCUCCACUCAAGUUGGCCAGGGAGGAUAUGGAAAGGUCUACAGAGGCGUUUUAGCUGAUGGAACAGUAGUAGCCAUAAAACGUGCACAACAGGGAUCUCUGCAGGGUUCAAAAGAGUUUUUCACAGAGAUAGAGUUGUUGUCAAGGUUGCACCAUAGAAACCUGGUUUCUUUGAUUGGUUAUUGUGAUGAAGAAGAUGAACAGAUGUUGGUAUAUGAAUUCAUGGCAAAUGGUAGUCUUCGCGAUCACUUAUCUGCUAGAUGUAAGGAGCCUUUAAAGUUUUCUAUGAGGUUGCGCAUUGCAUUGGGUUCUGCCAGGGGCAUUCUCUACCUUCAUACAGAAGCAGAUCCUCCUAUAUUCCACAGAGACAUCAAAGCCACCAACAUCUUGUUGGACUCCAAAUUUAUUGCCAAGGUUGCUGAUUUUGGACUCUCACGUCUUGCCCCCGUCCCAGACACUGAAGGAACUGUACCUGCUCAUGUUUCUACAGUAGUGAAGGGCACCCCGGGCUAUCUUGAUCCAGAAUACUUCCUAACUCAUAAGCUGACAGACAAAAGUGAUGUGUAUAGCCUUGGAGUUGUGUUUUUAGAGCUGCUGACAGGGAUGCAUCCUAUAUCUCACGGUAAAAAUAUAGUUCGAGAGGUAACCACUGCCUAUCAGUCCGGAAUGAUGUUUUCGGUCAUUGACAGCCUCAUGGGCUCAUAUCCAUCUGAAUGCAUUGAGAAGUUUGUAUCAUUGGCACUUAGAUGUUGCCAAGACGAGACAGAUGCGAGACCUUCAAUGGCCGAGGUAUUCAGGGAAGUGGAGAAUAUAUGGAGAAUGACACCAGAAGUUGAUGUCACACCAUCAGAAUCCACGGCCACUGAUGCUGGUAAAACAGUGACACCUCCUUCAUCAUCAUUGGCUGCUGGGAAUCCUUAUGUGUCAUCCGAUGUUUCUGGAAGUAACCUUCUUAGUGGUGCAAUCCCGACCAUAACCCCUCGUUGAUGGAUAGGUAAAGUUCUGCUGGAGUAUCCAGGGAUGUAACUCUGAAAGAUGAACCGAUCUUGUCUUUCUUCUGUUUUGUCUGCCUUCUUUUCUUUCCCUUUUGAUGUGUGUAUACAUAUACAAAUACAUACGUACAUACACAUACAUUUGUUACGUGUAAUUUGAUGUCAUUUCAUAUUGUAAAGUAAUACAACUUAAUCCGAUCAAAUGACAGUUGAAUCGAUGAAAAUUUUGGC